Messenger RNA from Aspergillus pseudonomiae, 2307 nucleotides. RefSeq lists its product as uncharacterized. The coding region runs from base 213 to 1706 and encodes 497 amino acids. The record is from RefSeq and is a predicted model, not a curated record. The transcript has a single exon. NCBI's taxonomy places the organism in Eukaryota, Fungi, Ascomycota, Eurotiomycetes, Eurotiales, Aspergillaceae.
GGAGCGAUAAUUUCGGCUUACCUCUAUCAGUCCACCAAAGGUAGUUCUUUCCCUCUGAUUCACUUCAGUGCUGCUCUUUCUCGAUUGGAUUCCUAGCCAGGUUGGAAGGUACGGUGACAUUCCAAAUCCCGUGCUCACAAGUCAAUCUGUGUCUUUCGUUGACUACACUUCGACUGAUCCUAUGCCCGUUCUCAGAUCUGUGAUGCCUCAGAAUGGAUCUGCGAUGUCGCUCUCCUUUAACCACCCCGGACUCUGUCCCGCAGCAGAACAGAGCGACAUCCAACCCAGCCUCGACCAGAGAGUCAUCUGGGUCGAGUCCAAGCGAUGCAAGCUCGAUAUACAAUGCCGCAAGGGCAAGCUCGGGGUUGGAAGACCUUGUGCCUAGGUCGAGUUGUACCCUGAAUAGCAGAAUGGCAGCAAACAUGGCAAUGUUUGUCGCUCCCACGCCCGAGUACAUGGCAGGUAAUCCAUCAAAGCCAAAUACAUCGGAAUGCCAUAUACUGUCGCAAAAAAAUGACGGACAACGAGUAAACGUGCCGACUCCAGAGGAGUCGCCAGAAGUCGACCGGUUCGACCAACGGCGACACCGCAAAACGGCGAGUGUCAACGAUGCAGAUGCAAAAGUGAAAGCUUCCAGAUGGCUGGGAAGUAUAGCGUCCCCUGCGAGUCCUGUUCUACCCACGUACCCACCACCAGUAAGGAUGCCCACACCUCCGGGACUUCCAUCUUUCGGCAGCGAAGAGGCAGUCCGUUGCUCUGCGCGAUUACCUGUCCAUUCAGCACCGAGCAAUGGGCAAUCCCAGCAACGUGGCCGUUGUAGUAACGCUGCUGAUGGUAAUAGAGUCGAAUCCUACGGAGAGUCACUUCGAAGAUUCUUUGGUAUCUCUUCACUCUCUGCCUUUCGAUCUACUGGACGAGAAUGCACUGUUGUGAGGGCAGUUGAUAGCACUGUGGUCCAAGGGCGCUUUCCCCAUAGGCAUAGUGCCCAUGGAGUCGGUGCGAAUGGUAGAUUACACGACCAUCCAUUCCAUCGGAGGAACCUUUCUAUGGCUCAGUGUGGUGGCAUUGACGAGGGUGGCGGCGCCGCGGUUCAGACUAGACCAUCAGACACAGAGCACUGUUCCCAUAUCAAGCGGCAGAACUCAAUUCACCCAGGAAACCACUUACCAGUUCCUCGUCCACAACAUAUAUCUAGCAGUAUCUCACCCGGGCCAAGCUGCUCGGUGACCACUCAAUCAGCGACAACCUCGAAUUCCGCGGAUGGACGCGCCUUAGAGCCAGGGGCUAGGAGGACUCUGGUGAUGGACAUGUCCGCUAUACUAGCUGCUGAACCCUCUGGUUGCUCCCCCACACAAACACGAUCAACAGCGGAACCUUCUAUCCACGAAGGAUGCGUCACGCUUGAUGGCCAACGCGGCCGUUGGUUACAGGCCUCAAAUAUUGUUAACUAUUAUUUUUGCUGCUGUGGGGGAGCCAGGAAUGAGCAGGAUACUAUUGUAUAUGUGAACACUGCUUCUAAUGACACAUAUGCUACUGCAAGGAGCCGGGUCUCGGACGACAGCGCGGCUCCUUCGCAUGUCAAGAAAGGUGCGGUGCAGGAGUUUGGGCGUUACUGCUCGAACAUGUGGACGUCGUUUCGAGCUUUUAUCUCCUCUCGUAAUUAUGGAUCCUCCACAUGGUUAGAACAGACCCAGGAAUCUCUUUAACCGCUGUCACGAUUUGCGGUUUUGGAUAUCAGGCGUUGUAUGAAUCACAUGGUUCACUCGGGAAUCUUUUUUCACUGCCAUGAAGGAUCUUGCGGAUAUUGGAUUAUGCUGGUCUGUAUUCAUCAGGAUCCACUAUUGUUACUCUUCUUCAUGAAGUAACCCUUUAGAGAGCUGUGGUUGAUAAGGUUCAUUCUAUGAAAGAAAGGGAGGCUUCUACGCCACCUUUCUACUAUAUUCUUAACUAAGAGAUCCAUGGCUUGACGGCUGUUCAUACGAGUUUCCAUAUCUGAUACUGCAACGACAUGAACCGGUCAACUCCGUUACUCCUCAAUGCAAUAAUGCUCGGAAACGAUAGAUGUUAGAGAAUAAACCAUAAGUUCAAAGACAUUCCAUAUGACGCCCAUGAUGAGUUCAGAAAGUUUCCAAAGAGAUCGUAGGCCCUAAUAUUCACAUGCAAUAAUGACCAUCGAUAACAAUAUCCAAUUGGGCUAAAUAGAGACCAAGAAGAAUGGGAGACGAAGGAGAAGGGAUGCUAAUAUAGAAUGGAGAAUGAAAGCCACAAGACCGACGUCAUGUCGUUAACGGUAUAUGCAGAAGUCCG